Messenger RNA from Sclerotinia sclerotiorum 1980 UF-70, 216 nucleotides. RefSeq lists its product as hypothetical. The record is from RefSeq and is a predicted model, not a curated record. NCBI's taxonomy places the organism in Eukaryota, Fungi, Ascomycota, Leotiomycetes, Helotiales, Sclerotiniaceae. The transcript has 2 exons. Bases 1 to 216 code for a protein of 71 amino acids.
AUGCCAAAAAUGCCAAAGGAUUCGGACAUCAGGAUACACAUUGCAGAAGGGAUCCCUCUUGUGGACUAUUCUGCAAUAUCAGAGGAAAGUUCUGCCAACAUCUCGCUGCUAAAUGCUCGAACUGCCAAGGAAAGCAUACAGCAAAUUCAAGAACCUGCGAAAUCUAUCAAGCAAUCCAACAAAAAGCAAAUAACACCAACUUAUGAGUUACACUAA